Messenger RNA from Lingula anatina, 4906 nucleotides. RefSeq names its product EF-hand calcium-binding domain-containing protein 7. Lineage: Eukaryota; Metazoa; Brachiopoda; Lingulata; Lingulida; Lingulidae. The record is from RefSeq and is a predicted model, not a curated record. Gene Ontology annotation, molecular function: calcium ion binding. Gene Ontology annotation, biological process: positive regulation of protein localization to ciliary membrane. Gene Ontology annotation, cellular component: ciliary membrane; plasma membrane protein complex.
UUGCGCAGCAACAACAAACAGUAGAUGAUGAUUCUAAGGUUGAUAUUUGAAUGUAAAUGACUGAUAAUAUGGGCUGAACCAGACAAUUCUUACGUCUUAUAAAUAUAAUACAACAGCGACACAGAAUGUCCAGAAAAUCUAGCAGUAGACCCUCUUCAGGCAGGAGGGCUUCAUCUGCAGAAUCCAAGAAGGAAGAUUUAAUUUAUGAAUGCAAAGCGGCUUAUUUUACUGUGUUUGAUGACACAGAUGAUAAAAUUACAUCUCGAAGUAAACUCCAGCAGGUUCUUCAGCAAACAGGCAGAAAUCCUUCAAAGCGAAUUUUGGAUAAAUAUUGGAAAGAAGAAACAACUGCCUUAACAUUUGAUGACUUUUGUCACAUUUGUGAGAAAAUUCCUGUCACAUCAGAAGAUGACUUGAUGAAAGCUUUCAAGAAGAUUGACCUAAAUGGAGAUGGCUUCAUAACACACAAAGAAUUGCUCAAGGUUUUAACUACAAAAGGAGAAAAGAUGACAGAAUCAGAGGUGAAGGCCAUGAUAGAAGAAGUAGAUGAAAAUAAAGAUGGAAAAUUGGACUACAAAGAGUUCAGCAAGAUGCUCUCAACCACGGAAGAAUGUAAGAAAGUAGCCAAACAGAAGCUCGAGAGAAAAAUGAAAAAUCCAAAGAAAUCAAGUCAAAUGGCAUCAGAGAAGGAGAAAGAAAAAGAAACUGGUAUGAAUACAGUUCAAGAAUAUGAAAAGGCAAAACAACCUUACGUAGGAAUAAACACCUAUAUUUUCAGAAAACAAAUGGAAAAAUCAUGUCAAAGAUAUGCUUUAAUAUUAUUUUAUUAUUUUGUGGAUGUACGUCAUUUUGCAGGAGAAGAGACAAAGUCUGUUGAAGACACAAACCAUACAGAAGGCAGUACAGCUGAAAAAGAUUCUGAGCAAGAGAAACCCAGAGAAGUUGAGAAACAGCCAGAUGAGGAUAAUAAGAACCAGGAGAUACCCAGCACAGGAUCACAAGCAUCACUUACGUCUUUUAAGGAUGGCGUCAAGAGUGAUAAAGAGGAUUCAAAGAGGAUUGGGUCCCAUACCUCCUUAAAAUCUCUGAGUCAAAAAAAUGAUAAUGAUAAUACCAAGAAAAUGGGAUCACAGGUUUCACUUAGAUCAGAAGAGAAGAAGAGUGAUAAAGAGGAUUCACAGAGAAUGGGGUCUCAGACCUCUCUUAAAUCUGUGACAAAUGGUGAUAAAGUGGAUUCCAAGGAAAUGGGAUCACGUGCAUCAGUACGGUCUGCUAAGGGCGAUAAGAAGAAAGAAAAGCUAUUAGUCAAGAAAAGUGGGUCCCAAACUUCACUUAGAAGUGCAACAGGAGAUGAGAAGCGAAGUACUGGUGAAAACCCAGAACAAACUUCAGAGAGAACCAAGAAUGUUAAAAAUACGAGGCCAGACAGUUCCCCUUUAAAAUCAAAACCUAUAAAGGCAGCUAUAGAGAGACCAAGUCAAGGUGUCAGUGAGGCAGGCUACUCUGAAGAUUCAGACAACUGUGACAUUGUAGUGCCUGGAAAGCAAUCAAAAAAGGUUACCCCACCAAAGCCCAAACCAAGAAAACUCAGCCUAGACAUGGCUAAGUUGGACUCUGAGCCCUUGACAGACCAACCUAAACCCUCACCAAGAACUAAGAAAGUAGAGGAAAAAACAAUGCCCCCAGUUGCAAAUCUGAAGACCAGACUGCAAGAGCCAAAGAAACUAAGUGACUGGACCAAGUUACACAGCAAGGGUUGUUUCUUCCUUGAAGAGGAUGGAUCCAUCAUUAGUCAUCAGUACACGCUCAAUCUUACCUGUGAAACUAGUGUUUGGUUUACUAUAGAACCAGUAGUUCUUCACCCAGAUGAGGACAGGAAGGGCCCCCCUGUGGACACGGCUCUGUUCAUUCUUAGAGACAAACCUGACUCUGCUGGCCACAGACUGGUCACUUUUACAGAGCAGAGAGAUACCAAAGGGAAAUACUGUGUGCGAUGUGAUUUGAAAAAAGGCAAGUAUAGUUUACUGCCUUUCACUACUGGAUGCAGGCUGAGGAAGAGGAAAACUGCCCCCAAAGCAGAGACCAAACUGAUCAGGAAGGACCCGGAUGACAAAUAUGUGUUGACCAAAGCAUUUAGGGAUGUUCUGUCUGACAUAUUUGAAAUGGCUGAUCUGGAUGGAAAUGGGUUGCUAAGUCGGAGUGAGUUCAACUUGUAUAACGUGAGGACAAGUGGUGAGGAGGUGGCUGAUGAGGAGUGGGAGGUGGUAGAAGACAAUGUUGAAAUCAAGAAAGGAGAACUUACCAGAAAAGGCUUUGUUGAUCUCAACCAGAUGGAAGCAGAUGACAACGAGGGUGAUACGGAGGACUUGUGGGUAACCUUGCAGAGCAUGGGAUACAACAAGGAGUUAAUUUUGGAUGAGGCGUGUCCCUUUUUGAUGGAAGUAUACACAGAGGACUGCUCAGAUGCAGAGCUCAAAGUGGCUGGUAUCAAAGAUGGAGGUUCUGCAUUAGAUUCAGCUGUCUGCCAAUCUGUUGUCAGCAAGGGUGAGGCCAACAGGAUCAAAAGUACGAGAGAUGUGUUGGUCCAUUCUUAUACCAGCAAUCAUAGGGUGUCACUUGUGAUAGAAAAUAAGACGUCUAGCAAAACCUUGGUGAGGCUGGACUGCAGCAAGAGUACAAACAGCAGCACAGACAGGCCUAGUCUGGAGUGUGAUAUUGAUGUACCAGCUGGACAACUUGUUCAUGGUCAUCACAUUCUACCAACAGAUGAGAGGAAGGAAUGGUUCUUUCACUGUGCUGAAUCUAUACUGAAAUAAUCUCUUUAGCUCCAUAGGACAAAUAUAACAAUAAAAUAGCAGCUCUCAAUUAUUUAGCUUCAGCAUUUCUCCAGCUCAAGUUGAUUUUACCCAAGGCAGCCUUGAUAGGUUUUGUUGAAGAUCCUGAAUUGUUUUGUUUUAUUCUCAGUCAUAUGGUAACCCACCUUCAUUGUUAAUGUCAUUAUAAUAUCAUUCAGAAUAGUCAAUACAUAUUUGUAUGUGUAUGACUCUGUAAUUGGCAUAUGCUUGUGUGCUAUGUUUUUGCAUAUUGCUCAGUCUUAGAAUCAUCCCAUCAUGACAUGCAGCACAUCUUUUAUAUAGGAAUAGAGUGAAUUAAUAGCAUUAAGAGGUGGUUAUGUAGUUUUAGCUUCAUAAUCCUGGAUGGAUAUCUGGAAAUGAAGAAGCUGUCACACAACAAAUCUGAAGCUCAUGGCUUAUAUAUUUAUAUAUUUGUGACAAAGGAAAUAUUCUGCUGCAAGUUUCAUGUUACACACAGCAUGUAUAUAUCACAGAAGUGUUAAAUAGGUAGAAGGGGGACCAUAGCUUUAAAUGCUUGUUGACCCAUUAAUGACUGAUUUAAGUAUGCUGAAUGCAUAUAAUUAAGAUAUUUUGUUUUUCACCUUCAGUGUUACUUUGAAUUACAUUGUCAGACUCUGCAAUUUGUUUACCUUUAAAAAGGACUCAAAUGGUUCUGCUUUUUGUAUUAGGUGCAGAAAUUGAAUGGUACUGGAGUAACAAAUGUAAGGAAAAUUUAGUGCGUCAUUUUAUAUUUGAAAGUAUUGAAAAUUGGAAGGUGCAUAUUUUCUUCCUAGGAUAUACAGUCAUAAAGGCUUUGAAUCUUUUCUGGAAUUUUUUUUUUUGUUUUCACUCUUUUGUAGGAGUUUCAGUACAUUUUGGUGUAAAUAAACUAUUUUUACCACAUGACGUGUUAAAUUUUUGAAUUAAAAAACAUUUUCACCCAUUCUUUUUCCAUUUGAGAUGGCAACCAUUUUGAAAAAAAUUUGUUUAUCACAAUACCAACCCUGAUAAUGGCUACCUCUAUUAUGACAAAGUUUUUUGCUUGACUUUGUAUAUGUAAAAUUUUAUUAUUAUUUUUCGAUGCUAAAAUAUUGGCAGUUUAAAAACUGUCUCUAACAAAUAUGUAUGUAAUAGGAUAGAUGAGCAUAAUAUGAAGUUUCAUCUUUAAACAAUCAGGCACCUGUUUUUUCACAUGUUGCACUUGUACUCGUCUGUACAUCACCUAACAAUCGUACAAUAAAUACUACAUCAUAUUAUCACAUUACAAUGAUCGUAACAUAAAUACUUUUCAGUUACUGAGUCAAACUUUUACAGUGCUCCAUUUCCCACAAAUUACAAGGAGUAACAGGACAAUCUUACCUCCUCAUGUCAAAUUAAAACAUGAUUUGCCCUUAAAUACCAUACCUAUAUCACUAAAUAUAUAACAUGAAUGUGAGCUGUGAAUUUUGAAUUCCUUGGUGAGUGGUUUCUACACAUUUGCAUGAAAGAAAAAUUCACUUUUGACUGUGCACAUGCAGAAUAUUCCAGCUAUCAUAUAAUAACUAAAAAUCUGACAGCUUGCAUGCCUAAAAUUACAAUGCAAUAGCAAUAAUGUUACUGCAGUAUUACUAUCUCCCAAUGGAGUUCUUGCCACUGUUGGGAGUAGCUGACAAACUUACUAUACUGUUGCAAGUGUUUAAUCAUUUACUUCAUUUAUUUCAUGGUUUUCAUGAAGGGUUUAUUAUUUCAACCUUUCUGAUCAAUUUUACAGUAAUUUGAAAUAAUGACAAACUGAGCAAAAUAAUUUAUAAUAAAGUGAGAUUCUGAUAAAGGAAAUCAGCAUGUCGAUGAAGACAAAGAUGCAUGGAGGAAUUGCUUUGUUUUCGACUAGUGUUUGACAACAGGUUUUGAAGAAAUUACACAUUUAAAUUAAUUAAAUAAUAAAAUAAGUAAAUCUAGAAAGAUAAGAUCAUAAUUUUUCAAGUAUUUGGGACAAAUCAUUAGAGCAAAAUACUAGCUGAAACAUAUUUUGAUUGUUUUAAAAUUUUUCUCUUAAUCCUUUCAAAUUCGCACUCAAAAUGGGAUCCUUGUGA